AAAAAAAAAAAAAAAUCAUCUUCCUCUUCUCCUCCUGCUCAUCUUCAUUUCCAUUCUCUCUCUCUCUCUCUCUAAAAGCAAGCAAGCAAGCAAGAAAGUGAAGGAGGAAGAAGAAGGAGAGAUGGAAACGUAUCCGCCGUACCCGUCGUAUCCGGACUCCGGCAACUCCUCGCCGCGAUCCCGCGAGAUCGACUUCGACGCCGCCCCCUGGGACGACCAGCAGCCCAACAGCGGCGGCGGCGGCGGCGGCGGCGGCGGCGGGGGGAGCUACAAGGUCAAGUUCAUGUGCAGCUACGGCGGGAAGAUCCACCCGCGGCCUCACGACAACCAGCUGUCGUACAUCGGCGGCGAGACCAAGAUCCUGUCCGUGGACCGCCACAUCAAGCUCUCCUCCUUCCUCUCCAAGCUCUCCUCCCUCUGCGACCUCCCCGACGGGGUGUCCUUCAAGUACCAGCUCCCCGGCGAGGACCUCGACGCCCUCAUCUCCGUCACCACCGACGACGACCUCGAGCACAUGAUGCACGAGUACGACCGCCUCUACCGCGCCUGCUCCCGCCCCGCCCGCAUGCGCCUCUUCCUCUUCCCCGUCCACCCACAGCCCCCACCAGCCGCCCCCGCCGCCGCCGCCGACCCCAAGUCCGAUCGGGAGCGCUUCGUCGAGGCCCUCAACUCCGGCCCUGCCGUCCAGGAGCCCGCCAAGCCCCCGCCCAGUAAUGUCGAUUUCCUCUUCGGGCUGGACAAAGGGGUGGUCGCCGGCGCCCCGCCGGCCGUGGCGGCGGCCGUGCCGGACCCGGUGGUGGCGGCCGUCCAGGAGGGUCGCGUCGGGAUUCCCCGCGAUGAGCGGGUCGUGGCGCCGGAUCACGGGGUGAACCCGCUCGAGAUACAGCGCCAGUUGCAGGAGCUGCAGCGGAUGCAGAUCAGCUGCGGCGGAGGCCAGGCGCAAGAUGCCGCCAUGUACCGAAGGAAGAGCGACGAAAACGUCGGGAAUGCCGGUGGUUAUGGAGCUGAUAAUUACUACUUGCAAAAGCUGGCGCAGGAGAAAACGCAGCAGAUGGCGAUUCCGGCAGCUGUGCCGCAUGCUGCGACGGCUCCUCCAGGGUAUUGGCAGCAGGAGAAGCAGCCGUCGGGUGGUUUCACAGCGGCUGUGACGGGUCCGCCUGAGCAGCCGAUGUACAUGAUCCCUGGUCCUGCUCCGGGAACCAUAUACCACGCGCCACCGCAGAUGAUGCGGCAGAUGGCGGCGGGUCAAGGUUACUACACCCUCCCGCAAAGGGUUUCUCCCGACGUCUACCGGGACCAGCCCGUGUACAACGUCGUCCAUCCGCCAUCCCAAGCGCCGCCGCUGUCGGCAGCAGCCCCGCCUUCUCUGCCGCCACAGACCCAGUUGCACAGGGUCGCCGCGGCCAGCUCGGAAGGGCUUGGCGUUGGAGCCAUGAGGCACGGCGGCGGCGGUGGCGGGGCGGACACCGUGGCCUAUGCGCAGUUGCCUUACGACAGCGGUGUCGGGAGACAGGUGUUCUACACGGCGGCCGGAGGGAUGGUGGUGCCGCCCCCGCCGCAAUAUCAGGGGAUGGCAGCGGUGAGCGCCUCCGACAUGAGGCAGGGUGGUGGUGCCGUAUUGAAUCAGGAGGGUAAGGUGAUUGGUACGAAAGUUUCACAAGGUUCACUGUGAUUCUCAAGAGGAAAGGUAUAAUGGAUCAUGUCAUAUGGUAUGUAAUCAAGAACCGUUGUAAGUUAUGCAUAGUAGUAAGAGUUACUGAUGUCUUCUUGAUAUUUAUGGUAUAUUUCCUGGGUUUUUGUACGCACUGGUGCAGAGAUCGGAAUGAGCUCUUUUACUCUGUUGAUAAUAGUCUCUAAUAAUCUCUCUAUUUUUGCUG
Messenger RNA from Eucalyptus grandis, 1877 nucleotides. RefSeq lists its product as hypothetical. Gene Ontology annotation, molecular function: protein binding. The record is from RefSeq and is a predicted model, not a curated record. Lineage: Eukaryota; Viridiplantae; Streptophyta; Magnoliopsida; Myrtales; Myrtaceae.